UCUUAGCUGCGCUCGGGAGCUGCCGCAGGAGGAGGAGGAGGAAAGAGGGGGGGACCCCGCCGCAGCCAUGGAGGAGCUGCCGCCGCUGCUGCUGCCGCCCUGGCUCCCACCCUCCUAACCAGCGGAUUCCUAAAACGGAAGGAUGGAAGAGCGUUUACCGGAAAUGCAGCGCAUAUUGGAGCCAGUCAGCCUUUCAAAGGAAGACAAUACACCUUCCGGCUCAUCAAGUAAUGAGAGCACAAGCAAGACGUCUGAAGUGAAGGACUGCUCAGAUGUUGGUUAUACUGGAGAUGAGGAUUCCAGCUUGGAAAGGGAACCUAAAUCGUUGGCAUCAAACUACAAUGUAACAGUUACUGACAUAAGAGGGGAUGGAGCCAUAACUGAAGCACAGGAGCUGCCGCUUUCACCUGAUUGUAGUGAAGGCGGGGACUGCUGUGCUAAUACAUGUUCUGAAAGACAAGUGGAAGACUCUGUGAAUGCAGAACAUUUGCCUGGUGAAGAUUUUGAACAACAGGUUUCAAGAAGUAAUGGCACAGAACAAUCCCUAAUGGAAAUACUGCAGGAGCUAAGGGAGGAGUCUGACUUCACGAAAAAAUCUAGCAAUAGAAUCUAUUCAGAAAGCCCUUAUGACACAGACUGCACCAAGAAACUUAUUUCCACAAUACAACAAUCAUCAACACAGGAGGCUUUGCUAGAAGAAAUAGAAUCUGAACUAUUAUCUACAGAUUUUACGAAAGAGCGUAAGCUCCCAAAUGGAAUGAGGAAGGGUGAACACGCCUUGGCAACAUUUGAAAAAUGUGUGCAAGAUAAAUACCUCCAACAGGAGCAAACUAUAAAGAAAUUGAUUAAAGAAAACAAAAAGCAUCAGGAACUGAUUUUGGAUAUUUGUUCAGAAAAGGACAGGUUAAAAGAUGAAUUGAAAAAACGAACAGAAACAGAAAAGCAGCAUCUCAACAUUAUUAAACAGUUAGAAUCAAGAAUAGAAGAGCUUAAAAAAGAAGUUAAAACUGCUAAAGACAAACUUGUAACACAAGAUGCUGCAGUCAAAAAUACUAUUCAGCAAUUGCAUAAAGAGAUGGCAUUUCGUAUGGACCAGGCAAACAAAAAAUGUGAAGAGGCACGCCAAGAAAAGGAAACUAUGGUGAUGAAGUAUGUUCGAGGAGAAAAAGAGUCUCUAGAUCUCCGAAAGGAAAAGGAGUUACUGGAGAGAAGACUAAGAGAUGCAAAUAAAGAAAUUGAAAAGCACGUGAAUAAAAUCAAGCAACUUUCUCAGGAAAAAGGAAGAUUGCACCAGCUCUAUGAAACCAAGGAAGGUGAAGCCACUAGAUUCAACCGAGAAAUAGAAAAAUUAAAAGAAGAAAUCAGUUCUCAUACCAUCAAAGUAAAAUGGGCCCAAAACAAAUUGAAAACUGAAAUGGAUUCACACAAGGAAACCAAAGAUCGACUCAAAGAUGCAACCACAAAGUUAACUCAAGCAAAAGAGGAGGGAGACCAAAUACGGAAAAACUGCCAAGAAAUGAUAAAAACAUAUCAAGUAGGCAUACUUUCUCAUGAGGAGUCAGAAGAAAUUAAAUCAAAUGAAUUGGAUGCAAAGCUCCGAGUAACAAAGGGAGAACUAGAAAAACAAAUGCAGGAAAAGUCUGAGCAGCUGGAGGUACACUAUGCCAAAAUAAAAGAACUUGAGGACCUGAAGAGAACAUUUAAAGAGGGUAUGGAUGAGCUGCGCACACUAAGAACAAAGGUAAAGUGUCUGGAGGAUGAACGGUUGAGAACAGAAGAUGAAUUAUCAAAGUACAAAGAAAUUAUUAAUCGGCAGAAGGCCGAGAUUCAGAAUUUACUGGAUAGAGUGAAAAUUGUAGAUAAGCUGCAGGAGCAACAUCAAAGAGAUGAACAAGAAAUCGACACCUUGAAGGAAGAACUGGACAGUCUGAACUCUCUGAUUACUGAUCUCCAAAAGGACAUUGAAGGCAGUCGGAAAAGAGAAUCUGAGCUGCUUGUAUUCACUGAAAAACUAACUAGUAAGAAUGCACAGCUGCAGUCUGAAACCAACUUCUUACAGUCCCAGCUCGAUAAGCUUACCUACAAUGAAAGAGAGUUACAGAGUCAGCUGGAACAUGUGAGACAGACUAAAGAUGAUCUGGCAAACAAACUGCAAAAGGAGGAAGAGCUACGCAAACAUGAAGUCCAGACCCUGCAGACAGAGUUGGCUUCUCAACAGAAAGUACAAACAGCACUGAACACCCAAGUAGAUGAAUUAAAAGACGAGUUAGUUACUCAAAAGCGUAAACAUGUGGCAAAUCUUAAAGACCUCACCAAGCAACUUCAGCAAGCACGAAGGAAAUUGGAUCAUAUUGAAAAUGGCGGCUGUGAUAAAGAAGUUAGCAGUAUGGGGAGUCGUUCCAGCUCAUCAGGGUCCCUUAACGCUCGAAGCAGCAACGAAGAUCGCUCGCCUGAGAAUACUGGAUCUUCAGGAGCUGUGGAUAGCUUCCCAGAAGUGGACAAGGCUGUCCUGAUUGAGAGAAUAGUAAGACUACAGAAGGCUCAUGCUCGGAAAAAUGAAAAGAUGGAAUUCAUGGAAGAUCACAUUAAGCAACUGGUGGAGGAAAUCAGGAAAAAAACCAAAAUUAUUCAGAGUUACGUUUUGCGGGAAGAAGCUGGCACGCUGUCCUCAGAAGCCUCGGACUUUAACAAAGUCCAUUUGAGCAGGCGCGGUGGCAUCAUGGCAUCCCUGUAUACAUCGCAUCCUGCAGACAGUGGGCUCACGUUAGAACUCUCUCUGGAGAUAAAUAGAAAGCUACAGGCUGUGCUAGAGGAUACUUUAUUAAAAAAUAUUACACUGAAAGAAAACCUGCAGACACUAGGAACAGAAAUAGAACGGCUUAUUAAGCACCAGCAUGAAUUGGAACAGAGGAUGAAGAAAGUGUAAAACUAUGGAACAGUCAGAACAAAGAAACAGGUGCUGCAGACUGUCAUUUUGAAGUUUCUCCUGUAAACUGAGUGUCAACCAAUGGCAGAGCCUAAUCCUGCAAACCUUUAACCACACCAAUUGUCCUUCCGGACAUGAGAGGCUCUGUAGGAUCAAGUGUGAAGUUUGUUUUGCCUCAGCCAUUGAUGAACUUUACUAUAGGCUACAUUCUUAGAACUCUUCUCUGAAAUUAAGGCAUCCAGAGGCUUUGCAGUGUGCACUGCAUGUAGAGUCCAUUUCAGUGAGAUUUUAAUUUCUGCACUGUGCAAUUAAGCAGCCUGCUAAUGAUAAAGCUUGUGGGGGGGGGGAACCAAAUUGAUUUGCUGUGGAACAUAUCAAGUGAUAUUGAGCUUCCAGGGCUUUCAGAAUCUUCUUCCCUACUCUAUAAGUGUUUGAUAUAUUAAAGUUGAUCAAGCAAUUAACAUAUGCAUGGGAAAGGGGCUUUAUAAUUAACUUUUGUAAAAAUAAUUAAGGACAUGAUGCAUAUUUUACCAUUGGACAAAAGCUUAAUGGCUUCCCUGGAAACGUAAUCUGAAUUGAC
Malaclemys terrapin pileata is the source of this 3506-nucleotide messenger RNA. RefSeq names its product coiled-coil domain containing 186 (gene CCDC186). Gene Ontology annotation, molecular function: small GTPase binding. Bases 143 to 2926 code for a protein of 927 amino acids. Gene Ontology annotation, biological process: vesicle cytoskeletal trafficking. Gene Ontology annotation, cellular component: trans-Golgi network. NCBI's taxonomy places the organism in Eukaryota, Metazoa, Chordata, Testudines, Emydidae. The record is from RefSeq and is a predicted model, not a curated record. The transcript has 16 exons.